Molecule: messenger RNA, 636 nt
Organism: Ilyonectria robusta
Lineage: Eukaryota; Fungi; Ascomycota; Sordariomycetes; Hypocreales; Nectriaceae
Product: DUF396 domain protein
Exons: 2
Coding region: 1-636 (211 amino acids)
Biological process (GO): endoplasmic reticulum to Golgi vesicle-mediated transport
Cellular component (GO): endoplasmic reticulum membrane; COPII-coated ER to Golgi transport vesicle; Golgi membrane
Molecular function (GO): COPII receptor activity
Source: RefSeq, a predicted model, not a curated record
AUGUGGAUUCUUCCUCUUGUCGGCUAUGCCGGCGCCCUUAUCGGCUUCUGCUUUCUGACGCUGGCCAUUGCCUCCGGGCUCUACUACCUGUCGGAGCUGGUCGAGGAGCACAGCGUCAUCGCCAAGCGCUUCCUUACGCGUCUGAUCUACACGGUCGUCAUCAUUCAGUCGGCUCUUUGGAUCGUUGAUGGGUUCCCCUUCGGGGCUACCAUGCUAGGCAUCUUCUCCCACGUCAUCUACUUGGGCAACAUGCGACGCUUCCCGUUCGUGAAGCUGUCGGAUCCCUUGUUCAUCCUCUCUUGCAUUUUGGUUCUCGUAAACCACUAUGUGUGGUUCCGCCACUUCUCCAACACGCAAUCACGAGCUUAUCAGAGAGCAUCCUACUACGAUCGCGUUGACGCCCCAAGCUUCACAAUGAUUGCUUCGUACUUUGGACUCUGCGUAUGGCUCGUGCCCUUUGCGUUGUUUGUUAGCCUUUCUGCUGGUGACAAUGUUCUUCCGACCAUUGGUACUGAGCCAUCGCAUGGCGGCCUGGAUGGCCACACCAAGCCCCAGGGGAUGGUCAAGGCAGUCGUGGAUCAGAUCCGUGGCGCCAUCGGUCAAAUUGCCGGCACAUCCGGGGGCGGCAGACCCUGA